Messenger RNA from Acyrthosiphon pisum (pea aphid), 1771 nucleotides. Its product is annotated as deoxynucleotidyltransferase terminal-interacting protein 1. Gene Ontology annotation, molecular function: DNA binding; nucleosome binding. Bases 274 to 1656 code for a protein of 460 amino acids. Lineage: Eukaryota; Metazoa; Arthropoda; Insecta; Hemiptera; Aphididae. Gene Ontology annotation, cellular component: nucleus. The record is from RefSeq and is a predicted model, not a curated record. The transcript has 8 exons.
UCGUCGAUUUAUCAAUUAAAACUACUCACUAUCGAUCUUUUUCUGUUUAUCGAUUUUAACUGGAACCCCACGAAACAUUGAUAAAAAAAAUUCACAAUAUCCGGGCUAGGAUAUAAUAUCAAUGAUACUAUCCAUAACCCAGACUGCUGAAUUCUGAUUUCUGAUUCUAUAGGUAUUAUAUUAUAACAAUGUUUGUAAUAAUUGCCGGAUCCAUGAUUUUUUUUUAGUUUAUACGCGUCUUAACGAUCCCGCACACUCCGUUGUUGUUAUACAAUGGUUGUCCAUAAACUCCCCAUAAAACACUUAAACGAUGACCAGCAAUUACAACAAAUGGUGACCCAACAGCCAACCAAUUUUCACAGGUCGUCUAAGCCUGUACCCCUUGUUCGGCAAGCUCCAGUAUUUGAUUUGGAAGUGAUUACCAGUGAAAAUUUUGUUCCAUGGAAAAGUACGUUCAAUAUGCGCCAAGUGACACUUGCCAAUAUUAUUGAUGUAGCUAACGGUAAUGAUAAAGCUACUACAAAAGCGGCCAAGAUGCGUGCAAAGAAUUUGGUAAACGCCGCAAAAUCUUUAGAUUUGUUGCGACAAAAUUUACAGAAUUCAAUCAAUAAAGAUAUUGAUAAUGUUAUUAAAAAAUAUUUGACUUCAUAUUUUGGCUUGGCUAUUGACAAUGUUAAAAAUAAUUUGGGUUCAAAUUGUGUAACUGAAGAUCAUGUGAGAGAAGUAUGUCGAACAAUGUUAGACGAGGCAAAGUUAAUGUAUUCAAAUCCACCGUUGUCUGGCAGUAAUUCACCAUUUAAUACAGCACAAACUACAGACAUGUUGAUUGAAUCGCGGUUUGCAAAACAACAUUCCAAAAAUAGAUCUCUACUGAAACGCAAAGAGCCACCUGUUCAAGAGGCUGAGAAUAAUCUUUCUCCUACAGUUGAACAAACAUCAUCUCAGACACCGUUGGUAAAAUUUCAUAGAUUUCAAUCCACUUGGGACCCAGUGAAAAUUCAUUCUCAAACAUUAUUUGUGUUGGCUACAAGAGCUGCUAACAAGAGGGGAGGUCGUAUGGGCAAUAAACAUCCAGAACUAUUUCAAUAUACCAUUGAUAUGGAAGAUCGAGAUUGGCUGAUGAAGCAAAAAAUGUUUGUUUUACCACCACCUACAUCUGUAAAUGCAACUUCAAUACUGUUAUUGGACGAUGUGCAAUCAAUAUUGAGCACUGUGAAUCAGAAAAAUAAUCCUCAUGAACUCAAAGGUUUUGAAUUACCAGAGUUUAUAUUGAACAAAGUAAGAUCCACAAUGAUUCUCAAUAAACCUCCUGAAUUACAAUCUCCUCAACAAAUUAUUAUUACUGAAAAUGGCGAAAUUGAAGAGCAACCUGUGUGCAGUAUAACUUUGAACGAAAAUACAAAUUCUUCAAUCACUCAAUCCCAUGCAGAAUCAAGUAGUAUCAUCAUCUCAGGGACAUCAACAACACUUGCUGAAGCAUUAAAUAUGCUCGAAUAUGGUGAAAGAUUACCACAACACAAUGAAAUUCCACAUUCAUCGCCAAACAACAACACAGGAUUGGCAACCACACAUUCCACCCUUACCGCGCUUUUAGCUGCUGAAAAUAAUUUCAUGCCCAAUAACAGUCAAGCUAAUAAUACACAGUUUGGAAUGUAAUAUUCGUUUUGUUCAAAUAAAAACGACAUUUUUAGACUUUUAAUGUUGAUUCUAGUCAUGUCUAGUCUAGUUAUGUGAUUUUAACUAUUAAAUAUUUUCCCUAAAUUUUCCCUUA